GAGAACGUGAAAAAGAGUUACACUUUCAUGCAUACAGAAUGUGGGCAAAUGCGAGGUUUAUUAAAUGAAACCUGUCUCCAAGAAAGAGUGUUACUGCUCAGGCAUGGCUUAACGGUGGCUAUGAAUGAAGGAUGGUCAAAUCACGUUGAUGGGUAUGUAAUCUAGCUGGAACGGUGUUGUAAAGCUAUCAGCUUGAUAAUUAAACUAUCUCAACUUCCAACCAUUCUGAAUCCCACUUUACCGGAGAAAAGCCUAGUCGUCGAUAAGCUCCUCUAUAUAUAUUCACCCAUGGAAGACUCCCGUUCUGCGUUCACGAUCAAGGUUUUUAGCGGUAAUGGAGUCCCUCAGAUUUAUUUGGUUGGCUGUGUUCGUUGCUUUGCUAUUAUGCUGUGAGUCUGUCGAGAGCAGAAAAUUACUAGAGGAGAAUAAGGGUGGGGAAGACAAGAAACCUCAGUGGUUUCUCGAUGGUGUGGGGAACCCAGGGUUGGUUGGCGGUGGUUUUGGAGGUUUUGCUGGUGGAAAAGGGUUGAGCUCUGGUCAUUCUUUUGGUUUUGGGAAGGGAGAGGGUUUCAGUUUGGGUACUGGAAGCCCUGACAUUGGUAUUGCUAAGCCUGAUUGUGUUGGAAAAGGUGGAGGAGGUGCUGGUGGCGGUGGUGGGGGUGGUGGAAUUGGUGGAGGGAUUGGAGGUGGUGGCAAGCACCAUGAGAAGAAGAAAAGGCAUAAUCAUGGCGGUGGAGGAUUUGGAGGCGGUGGUGGUAUUGGUGGAGGAGGAGGCAUUGGCAAAGGAGGUGGCGGUGGAUUUGGAGGUGGUGCUGGUGGAGGGAGUGGAGGAGGUGUUGGUGGUGGUGCUGGAGGAGGAAUAGGUGGUGGUGGCGGCUUCGGGGGAGGUAUUGGGAAAGGAGUUGGAGGUGGAGUAGGUGGCGGUGCAGGUGGAGGAUUUGGAGGAGGUAUUGGCAAGGGAGCUGGUGGAGGAAUGGGCGGUGGAGCCGGUGGAGGUGGUGGCUUUGGGGGAGGUAUUGGAAAAGGAGAUGGCGGAGGAUUUGGAGGCGGUGCAGGCGGAGGAUUUGGAGGCGGCAUUGGCAAGGGAGCCGGUGGAGGUGUGGGCGGUGGAGUUGGCAAGGGAGCUGGUGGAGGAAUGGGCGGUGGAGCCGGUGGAGGUGGUGGCUUUGGGGGAGGUAUUGGAAAAGGAGUUGGCGGAGGAUUUGGAGGCGGUGCAGGCGGAGGAUUUGGAGGCGGCAUUGGCAAGGGAGCCGGUGGAGGUGUGGGCGGUGGAGGUGGUGGCGGAUUCGGAGGCGGAGGAGGUAUUGGUGGUGGAGGUGGGGGAGGAGGCUUUGGCGGAGGAGGUGGUGGUAUUGGUGGGGGAGGCGUUGAGGGUGGGCAGUAGAGAUGGAUUUGGUGGCAGAAUCCAUGGACAGGAAAGUAGGAAUCUGCUAUUGCCGACUGCUUGCAACUUUAUGUUCCUUUAUCACCUUCAUAAAGACUGUAUCUAUCUGAAUAAUCUCUUUCAUUUAUUAAUUUUCCUAAUGUUGCUCCUAGUUAUCAACUUCAUGUUCACUAUUUUUAAACUAGUUUAUGAAGUAAUAUGAGCAUGAGCAGAUGAUUGUGAAAUAUUUUAAUUACUAAUAUCAUCUUCUGAAAUUA
Messenger RNA from Manihot esculenta (cassava), 1641 nucleotides. RefSeq names its product glycine-rich cell wall structural protein. Lineage: Eukaryota; Viridiplantae; Streptophyta; Magnoliopsida; Malpighiales; Euphorbiaceae. The record is from RefSeq and is a predicted model, not a curated record. Bases 335 to 1384 code for a protein of 349 amino acids. The transcript has a single exon.